Molecule: messenger RNA, 3059 nt
Organism: Populus trichocarpa (black cottonwood)
Lineage: Eukaryota; Viridiplantae; Streptophyta; Magnoliopsida; Malpighiales; Salicaceae
Product: protein DETOXIFICATION 42
Exons: 15
Coding region: 1152-2702 (516 amino acids)
Biological process (GO): transmembrane transport
Cellular component (GO): membrane
Molecular function (GO): antiporter activity; xenobiotic transmembrane transporter activity
Source: RefSeq, a predicted model, not a curated record
GCUAAAAUGUUUUCUUGUUCUUGAAUCUGAUACUAAGUCUGACACAUGCUCUCUAGUCUGUUCCACUUCAAAACCUGCUGCUUUUCAUUCAAUGGAGGGCCCUCUCCUAGUAUGCGACUACUAAUAAUAUUAAUUGGGCUCUUUCGUGACCACGAAAAGCUCUCUCUCUCUCAAUACAUGCACUUGGUUUUGAGGCUGAGGUUGAAACGCUUGCUUUUCUAGUUCCUAGUGUCAAUGAUAACGAAAGACAGUGCUGUUUUUGUUCUAGAGGUUGAGGCUGGUGAGUCUCUUAUUUUCAUGGUUUUCUGAGGUUUCCAUGUGGGAACAUCACACGGGACCAGUGCCAAAUUAUUCUAUGUUCGAAAAUUCUUCAUCAUAGUGAGACACGAAGACCCUCUUCCAGGACUUGACUUGGCGUUAGAAUUUAAGAGCUCCGAGUUAGGUUUUGGAAAAUGCAAUCCAUCACUUUGGCCUAGAGGGUCUCCAUUCUUUUUGAAUUUCUUGCUGAGAUAUUGAGUUUCGCUGCCUUCUUUUCUUUUAAGCUUUGAAUUCGUGGAUGGUUUGGUUUUUAAGGUGAGGAGGUUUCGAAGCUUAAAUGUCUUCAAGUAACACAUGUAUGAUGUCUGAUGUAUCCAUAUUUCUUUGCUUACCUAGGAAAGCUCAGUGACGUUUCCUUCCUUUUGACUAUGAAAUUGAAGCAUGGUUUUGAUGGUUUGAUUAUGAGGUUUCCGUGCUCAUUAAAGUCUGACCUAUAGGAAACUUCACGGCUUCUAAGGCUUCCAGGCUAUACAGUUCGUAUGAGCGAAGUGGAAAAUUCAAUUUUGAUUUUGAUAUUUGAUACCUGAUUUAGAAGAAUAUAAAUUAAAUCCAAAUUUCAAAGUUGCACUUGUUUCUUUCAGUGGUUGUUGUUUUUCAUUUCUAUAGUGUUCUGUUCUUAAUUGUCCACUGCAGUCCAGUUGUCUGCUUUAAUUUCCUAGUGAAUCCUUGCUUCCACUUGGCACUACUGAAUAUGGUUUGGGGCUCAAUUUGCGAGAUAUACUUCCUCAUGACAACACUUGCUUAAUCUGCUUCCUUUGUACAGAUUCUAAGUUGUAACCCACAGUUUAGCAACUUCUUCUGAAAGGCAAUUUAGUGAUUUGAGUUUCCCAUCGAUGGCUGAUGAAGAUGAUUCAUAUCCACCGAUGGACGCGAAGAGAACUCCUAUUUGCAUUUUCUUUAAGGAUGUCAGAUAUGUUCUUAAAUUGGAUGAACUUGGGUUAGAAAUAGCACAAAUAGCAUUUCCUGCGGCUUUGGCUUUUACAGCCGACCCAAUAGCCUCUCUGGUUGACACAGCAUUUAUCGGCCAAAUAGGUCCAGUAGAACUUGCUGCUGUUGGAGUUUCUAUUGCUCUAUUUAAUCAAGUAUCAAGAAUUGCAAUAUUCCCUCUUGUCAGUGUCACAACUUCUUUUGUUGCGGAAGAAGAUGCUAUAGGAAGAGUCAGCCCUGAAGAAGAAGAUAGUGAAUCCUUGGAAACAGGUUCUACUGUGAACAGUGAAAACAAAGAGUUGAUACCGCAAAAUUAUUCUGCAGAAGGUCCAUGCAAGGCAAAAUCACCUGUUAGCAGCUUUGGAAUUGAUAAGAUUGAGAAUGAGAGAAGGUGCAUCCCAUCAGCCUCAUCUGCAUUGGUUAUUGGGGCAAUUCUAGGCCUUAUCCAAGCUACAUUCCUCAUAUCUGGAGCAAAACCACUAUUAAACUUCAUGGGAGUUGGUUCUGAUUCCCCUAUGCUGGGCCCUGCACAACAGUACCUGACUUUAAGAUCGCUUGGUGCUCCUGCAGUUCUCCUUUCCUUAGCCAUGCAAGGGGUAUUCCGUGGAUUCAAGGACACAAAAACUCCUUUAUAUGCCACUGUGGCUGGAGAUGUAACAAACAUCAUAUUAGACCCUAUAUUUAUGUUUGUUUUUGGCCUGGGUGUCAGGGGUGCAGCCAUCGCCCACGUAUUAUCCCAAUACCUGAUUUCAGUUAUACUCUUGUGGAGAUUGAUGAAACAAGUUGAUCUCUUACCUCCUAGUAUCAAACACCUGCGGCUGGGUCAAUUUCUUAGAAAUGGACUUUUAUUAUUGAUGAGGGUAGUUGCUGUGACAUUCUGUGUUACUCUUUCUGCAUCAUUAGCUGCGCGACAAGGAUCAACAUCAAUGGCAGCAUUUCAGGUCUGCUUGCAGGUUUGGUUGGCCACAUCUCUUCUUGCUGAUGGAUUGGCUGUUGCAGGGCAGGCAAUACUUGCAAGUGCAUUUGCCAAAAAGGACUAUGAAAAGGCAACAGCUACUGCAACUCGAGUAUUGCAGUUGGGAUUACUUUUGGGGUUGAUGCUUGCUGCUGUCCUUGGACUUGGAUUGAGAUUUGGAGCAAGAUUAUUCACAAGUGAUGCUGAUGUCCUCCACAUGAUUAGUAUAGGCAUUCCGUUUGUUGCAGGUACUCAACCCAUUAAUGCCUUGGCAUUUGUUUUUGACGGUGUCAACUUUGGAGCAUCUGAUUUCGCAUACUCCGCCUACUCUAUGAUGAUGGUGGCCAUUGUUAGCAUCCCAUGUUUGUUUCUCCUCUCCUCUAGUCACAAGUUCAUUGGAAUCUGGGUUGCUCUGACAAUAUACAUGAGUCUUCGUGCAUUAGCUGGCUUUUGGAGGAUAGGAACAGGAACAGGACCUUGGAACUUCCUCAGGAAUUUGUAGCAGCUUGUCUAUUCGUUGAACUAAUAGCGUUGCAGCCAUAUUAAGAACCUGUCAAACUGUGAUUCUGUCAGGAUAGGAACAGGACCCUGGAACUUCCUCGUGAAUUUGUAGCAGCUUGUCUAUUCUUUGAACUAAUAGCGUUGCAGCCAUAUUAAGAACCUGCAACUUAAUCAGUCACCAUAGUCACAUGCAAAACAUUUUGAUUCUACAAGAAAUUUCCCUGCCUUCUUUGGUUGGUUGUUUCAGGUUAAAUGGCAUGACGUGUAAGACCUUGUUAUAUUCCUUUCAUCCUCUGUAAAGUAGAUAGGAUGAAUUUUAAUUUUUACUCAAGCGAUGAUAUGAUAUCAAUUUUAAAAA